Molecule: messenger RNA, 807 nt
Organism: Dreissena polymorpha
Lineage: Eukaryota; Metazoa; Mollusca; Bivalvia; Myida; Dreissenidae
Product: polycystic kidney disease protein 1-like 3
Exons: 1
Coding region: 1-807 (268 amino acids)
Source: RefSeq, a predicted model, not a curated record
AUGUCCAUUCUCACAAGCGCUAUACCAACUGAGAUAACUGAAUGCAGCCACAGAAGCAAUCUACCAACUGAGAUAGCCGAGUCGAGUGAAACGAGCGCUUUACGAACUGCGAAAUACGGGACCUGUGAUACAACUGCUCAACCAACUGAGAUAGCUGAGUGCAACGAUACAAGCGCUCUAGCAACUGAGAUAGCUGAGUCCGGUGAUACAUGCACUCUACCGACUGAGAUAGCUGAUUGCAGCCAUACAAGCGCUCUACCGAUUGAGAUAGCUGUGUCCAGCGAUACAACUGCUCUACCAACUGAGAUAGCUAAGUCAAGCCAUACAAGCACUGAACCAACUGAGAUAGCCGAGUCCAGCGAUACAAGCGCUCUACCGACUGAGAUAGCUGACUGCAGCCAUACAAGCGAUCUACUGACUGAGAUAGCCGAGUCCAGCAAUACAAGCGCUGAGAUAGCGAAAUCCAUCUAUACAACCUCUCUACCAACUGAGAUAGAUAAGUCACGCCAUACAAGCACUGAACAAACUGAGAAAGCUGAGUCCAGCUAUACAAGCGCUUUUCCAACUGGGAAAGCUGAGUCCGGCGAUACCAGCGCUCUACCAACUGAGAAAGUUGGGUCCAGCGAUACAAGCGCUCUACCAACUGAGAUAGCUGAGUGCAGCCACGUAAGCGGUCUACCAACUGAGAUAGCUGAGUCCGGUGAUACUAGCAGUCUACCAACUAAGAUAGCUGAACCGAGUAAGACAAGCAGUCUACAAUCUGAAAAAAGCUCAGUCCAGCGAUACAACAAGCGCUCUACUGACUGA